Molecule: messenger RNA, 1107 nt
Organism: Saccostrea echinata
Lineage: Eukaryota; Metazoa; Mollusca; Bivalvia; Ostreida; Ostreidae
Exons: 2
Coding region: 4-672 (222 amino acids)
Source: RefSeq, a predicted model, not a curated record
CAUAUGUUACCAGUUAUUGGUGGAGCUUGUCGUGUUUGUCAUAAUAUGCCAGUUUCAGAUGGGUAUGUAGGUAAUCAUCCUGUGGAGGUUCUGCGAGACAGUGGAUGCAGUGGGGUUGUAGUAAAACACAGUCUAGUUUCUCAAGACCAGCUGACAGGGCGGAAUGUGGAAUGUGUACUCAUUGACGGAACUGUCCGGAAAGUUCCUGAGGCGUACAUCAACAUACAUACACCGUUCAUAUCAGGUAAGGUCAAAGCUCUAUGUAUGAACAACCCAGUCUAUGGUUUAAUCAUAGGUAAUAUAGACGGCGCCAGAGAUCCAUCAGACCCUGAUCCAAAAUGGGACACUCGCAGAAAUAACAACGAAGUUGUGGAAAUCGAUACACAAGAAUUGGUGGUAGGCUCAGCCGUACAGACAAGAAAUCAAGUUCAGAAGGAAAAAGAAAAGUACAAAACAUUGAAGGUAACUAGUAUCACUGACAAUUUUACCUCAGUAGAUGAUAUGAGAGUUGCACAAAGUGAGGACGCUACACUGGAUAAGUAUCGGGAAUAUGCAAGGACUGGUGUUCGGAAGUUCACAGGACAACAGAAUUUGUCUUGGUUUGUCAUUGAAGAUGAUCUGUUGUUCCGAUAUUUUCAGUCUCCGAAGGUCACUCAGUUGGAAAUGGUGUAAUGCGACCUAAUAAUGACAAACUUGAAGCAAUCAAGAAUGCCCCUCUUCCUGAAACCAAGAAACAGGUACGUUCUUUCUUGGGACUGAUUGGUUAUUACCGUAAGUUUGUUCCCAAUUUUGCUGUUGUUGCUUGUCCUUUGACGGAUUUGACUAAAAAAGGCACCCCAAAUAAAAUUGAAUGGUGCGAUGAACAUGAGAGAUCUUUUAUGAAUUUAAAGUCAUUACUGUUACAUGCCCCAAUUCUGAGACUCCCAGACUUUAAAAGAGAUUUCUUUCUCAGAACAGAUGCUUCCGACUACGGAAUAGGUGCUGUUUUAUUGCAAAUGCAUGAGAAAAUGUUUCCAGUGGCAUAUGCCAGUAGAAAGUUGAAUGAAAGAGAGAGAAGUUAUUCUGUGAUUGAGAAAGAGUGCUUAGCUAUUGUAUGGGCUGUAAGAA